AUAUAAACAUAAUAAGCGUUUAAUACGAAGGCGUCAAUAGCGAGAUAUCGAUAAAUAAAUCCACGCUUCGCGCUAUUUGUGCGUGCAGUUAUAAAUUUAGACCUUCCAAAUCAAUGAUUUAUUAAUAUUGGUUCUAAUUUGGCACAUCCUGGUGCUUUAUUACUGAAAUUGCAAAACCAACAAAUUUUUUACGCCAAAAUUCGCGCUAUUUUCGCUCGCUUUGAAUUGGGAAACGUCCUGGGGGCUCUCCCGAAAUGUCACUUUGAUUUUUUUUGACUAAAUUGGAGAGUUGGCAAGCCGUUAAACGACUUGCCAAAUAUUUCCCCAACGCCACGUGUAACAAAGCCAUUUCUAAUUUCAAGCCGACACGAAAAAUUAUGAGCAAAUACGCCUAGGCCCGUAUUAUAUCAAAAAGUGCAUUUUUACGUUUGGCGCUAAAAAUGUUAAUCCACCCCUGAUACACCUCCGCCCGUUGCUAGGCAAUCACUUAAAUCAAUCACAAGUCGCUGUUAAAAACUUUCCACUGACAGUUAACAAUUACUUGAUUUUUUGGCUUGGCGAAUUUUCUAUGGCCACGUGCGAUUCUCUCCAACCUGUGGUGCUCCUAACUGACGUUAUGGAACCCAACGAGAGUUUUUUUGGUACCACCGCCACGUUUCAAGUCGAGCAAACGGAACCCUUGAACCUUUGCCUGAAUGGUACCGUUUUUGAGGCCUUCACCGUGCUCGACUGCUCGCCCACGUCGGGGGAAAAUGUGAGCUGCAGUGACCAGAGCGACGAUGAUGUCAUAUUUGUCAAGGAGUACAAAUUCGGGGGGGCUAAAAGGGGGCACGGGCAAAAAGGGGGCACCCCGCGGAGGAACCCGGUGAGGAAGGCACGAGUUAGCAGGCGCUUCAAGGACGAAAAUGAGUUUGUGGAAAAUUCGGUGGAGGACGAGGAGGCUUUGGACGUUUUCGAGCCGUGCAUUUCAAAAAAAGAAGACUCGGAAGACUGGAAAUUCGAGUCGGUGCCACGAAGAGGCAAACCCCGAAAAAAAGUGAUAAAACGUAAAGUGCCUUUCAGGCUCGGCCGAAAACGGAAAGCCAACAGCGCUGCUAAAAUCGACGAGAAAAAAGUGCCUUUGAAAGAACUAAAACCGCUUUUUGAAACCAAUUUAUUAUUAUUAAGAGAUUACAUCAAAGAUUUGAGAACAGUGUCUAAAACUCAAGAAAACGAAGAACGUGAUAGAACUACAAACGCUAUUAACAUUUUUAAACAACAAGUCAAAUUUUUAACGGUUGCGAACAACAGUGAUGACGAUUUAGUAACAAAAAUUGUAACAGAGUUAUAGCUAGAAAUGUGCAAAGUUAUUUGUUAUUAAUAUUAUUCAAAAUAAAUUUUUCUUUAAAUA
Molecule: messenger RNA, 1390 nt
Organism: Tribolium castaneum (red flour beetle)
Lineage: Eukaryota; Metazoa; Arthropoda; Insecta; Coleoptera; Tenebrionidae
Exons: 3
Coding region: 569-1330 (253 amino acids)
Source: RefSeq, a predicted model, not a curated record